AAGGAAGUCCUCUAAGUGCAUGCAGCAGGUUUCACUUUCAUUUCAAAUUGUGACUUUGUCAUCCUUUAGACAAUUUUCUUGUCUACACAGGAGAGAAAGAUGUCAAAACUGGAGUUAGACCCUGCAGCAAAGAAGCAGGUGGAUGAGUUUGCAAAAAACCUGUCUAAUGAGGUAGAGCACCAUGUGGCCAAAUCCUUUCCUGAUAAAAUCGCACAGUUGGAUGCUUUUCUCAAGGAGCCAGCUCUGAAUGUCAGUGACCUCUCUACACUAAAAGCAGAACUUGACAUCCCAAUCCCUGAUCCAGAGAAAGACAAGCUGAAGGAGAAGGAAAAGAAGAAGAAGAAGAAAGAGAAAGACGAUAAGGAUGAUAAAUCAAAAUCAGAUGAUGAAGAUUCAGGUCCACCUUGUGGUCCUGUCAGCAGUAAUGAAAAAAUCACAGCUCUCCUGAAUAGACUUAAACCGGAAAUUAAGGAGGUCAAGGAAAAACUCAGCUUGGUUGCCGUUUGGGUGCAGAUGCAUAUCCCCAAGAUUGAAGAUGGGAAUAACUUUGGUGUACAAGUUCAGGAAAAAGUGUUCGAGUUAAUGACUAAUAUAAGGACAAAACUGGAGGGGUUCCAGACACAAAUUUCCAAGUACUUCUUGGACCGUGGAGAUGCUGUGGCCAAAGCAGCAAAGCAACCACAUGUGGGGGAUUAUCGGCAGCUCGUGCAUGAGCUUGACGAGGCAGAAUAUGCUGAGAUUCGUGCCAUGCUGCUCGAGGUCAGAAACACUUAUGCUAUUCUGGUUGACAUCGUCAUCAAGAACUUUGAUAAACUCAAGAGGCCACGUGGAGGAGAUACAAAGAGACUGAUUUACUAAGUAGAUCAAUUGUUGCAUACCAAGCUGCAGAGAAGCUGACCUCAGAGCACCUUCGCAACUAGCUGUUAGUUCGUUUUCUGUGCAGAGUAGCAGCAUGUCUAAUCAAUAUUACUGCAUGUUAAAUUUCAGCUGUUUUAUUUUGGUUUCUUUUUUGAAUAAAUAAAUAAUUAAAAAAUAGUUAAA
Protopterus annectens (West African lungfish) is the source of this 1041-nucleotide messenger RNA. It is a transcript of the gene PSME1, whose product is annotated as proteasome activator subunit 1. The transcript is spliced from 12 exons. Bases 100 to 858 code for a protein of 252 amino acids. The record is from RefSeq and is a predicted model, not a curated record. Gene Ontology annotation, biological process: regulation of proteasomal protein catabolic process; positive regulation of endopeptidase activity; regulation of G1/S transition of mitotic cell cycle. Lineage: Eukaryota; Metazoa; Chordata; Ceratodontiformes; Protopteridae. Gene Ontology annotation, cellular component: proteasome activator complex; nucleoplasm; cytoplasm. Gene Ontology annotation, molecular function: endopeptidase activator activity.